Cynoglossus semilaevis (tongue sole) is the source of this 2130-nucleotide messenger RNA. It is a transcript of the gene dusp23b, whose product is annotated as dual specificity phosphatase 23b. Lineage: Eukaryota; Metazoa; Chordata; Actinopteri; Pleuronectiformes; Cynoglossidae. Gene Ontology annotation, biological process: protein dephosphorylation. The coding region runs from base 775 to 1230 and encodes 151 amino acids. The transcript has 4 exons. The record is from RefSeq and is a predicted model, not a curated record.
CUGGAACAGCUAACGUCUUGUAAAUAAUUUACGCGGAUAAACUUUCAGACAAUUUGACCAAUGUUGUAUCUUGUUUAUCAAAAGUUAUUAAAUUGGUUUAAAGUAAAUGUUAAUAUCAAUUUGUAUUUUGACUGGAAAUACAGAAUUGUACAUUAAAGGCAAAUUCCUCAAACCAAAAAGAUAUUACAGAAACCCAGCGUGUCGUUAUUUUAUAUCAACGGUUUUCUAACAGUUUCCUUACUUAGCAAAAGCAUGAGACUUUGCUUUAUUUAGUUGUGUUAAGAUUUUUCCAAACCUUUGUGUAUCACUGAAAAUUAAUUUAAAAGAAGUUUUUGAAGGAGGGAAAAGGUUACUGUCAGAAGUGGGAUUCGAACCCACGCCUCCAGGGGAGACUGCGACCUGAACGCAGCGCCUUAGACCGCUCGGCCAUCCUGACAUGUGAGAAACUACAAAGGAUACUGUUUUUACAUGUGGUGCGCUCACUGUAUAUCUUGAUUUUCGGGUGUUGAUUUACGCUGACAGCUGAUUUACGCCCACACUGGCCCGCUGUUUAUCGGCUUUAUGAUGGCGCUGCCCCAUCAAUGACGUUGCGACAGAAUAUAUGAUCCGUUACAGGCUGACUUUGGCUCCACGGCGGACAUUUUACCUGGUUAGCCUGAUAAACCGCUAUAUCAGCCAGUGAAGUAUUUUUCAAAGCCACGCUCUUCACAAAGGAAACUUUGACCUUCCCCUGGCUGUACUUAACAGUUGAACUUGCAGCAAAGGUUGAGACCCAUGGCUUCCUUCGCUCCCCACAACUUCUCUUGGGUGGAACCAGGAAAACUGGCUGGUCUGGCUCUGCCCAGGAUGACUUCAGAGUACCAGUACCUGCUGGACAAUGGAAUCAAACACCUUGUUUGCCUGUGUGAAAGAAAACCGCCAUACUACGAUACAUGUCCAGAGCUGCAGCUGCAUCACAUCAAAAUAGUUGACUUUACCCCGCCUUCACCAAAUCAGAUUGACAGAUUUCUGUCCAUUGUGGAAGAAGCCAACUCCAAGGGGGAGGGUGUGGGUGUCCACUGCAUGCACGGACAUGGCAGGACAGGGACAAUGUUGGCCUGCUACCUGGUGAAGACCAGGAAGAUUACCGGCAUUGAUGCCAUCAACGAGAUCCGCAAGAUGCGAAAAGGCUCGAUCGAAACUCACGAACAGGAGAAAGCAGUGGUGCAGUACUAUCAGCGCACCAAGUAAAUAUUUUUAAAUUAAUAACUUACAGAUAGUAAGGGAGCUAAUGACUAAAAGAAUUAAUAAGCUCAAAAUAAGGGGAAAAAUCAGCUUCAAAAAUGUUUCCAAUAACAAUAAUAAAACUAACAGGAAAUGGGAAUUUUCAGUACUUGAAGAACCUAAGUUUGAUCGAAAUCUAACUAAAGGUUACACUUACAUGUAUUACAUAUUUGUAUUUCUUACAAAAACUUACUGAAUACUGCUAAUCUUUUUUCCUAGCACAUUUCCACCACUUCAUUCACAUUGUUCUUCAGGGUCUGUUGUUCAGCUCUAAGCCCUUUUUAUGCAGUGGGCGCCAGAGAAAAGAGACGCUGACGCUCUUUGAACGUGAGCAUCUCAGGAGCCAUCGCUCUGAUUUUCUCCUCUUGGUUCCUGCAAAUAAACGACAUUGUGAGGGGAUAUACUUGAAUUCUACAUAUACUUGAACCAAACAAUCACUGGAUACGCCAUUAGUCCUGUCUGCACGACUGGGAAAAACAAUGCAUUCAGACAGCUAGAUUGAAAUGAUAUUCUGAGAUUCAAACUGAGAAGGAGAAUGGGGCUAACGGGACAUGUGACCACACACGACCAUUGCAUGAGUUUAAGGGAACAGUGCAUAACACAGAACAGUAGUCUUUAGGAGUUGAGUUUUUUUUUUUUUUCAAGGGAAACUUUGAUCAAUACUAGGUACUAAAAUGUAGUACGUAGGGCAGUAAUUUAAAUACACAACAUGUUGCCUCAUAAAGCAAAAGAGUAUAAUUAAAAAUAUAAUUUUGACUGCAUGUCACAGUCUGUUUUUUAAAGUAAUCACUGUGUGCAGUAUGUCUUGAUGCACUUGGAUGUUUUUAUGCUGCUGAUAUGUGGAUGUGGAUAAAUCCUGUAAACACA